Molecule: messenger RNA, 312 nt
Organism: Iphiclides podalirius (scarce swallowtail)
Lineage: Eukaryota; Metazoa; Arthropoda; Insecta; Lepidoptera; Papilionidae
Source: the annotation of a GenBank genome assembly
AUGCGCAGCAGCGAAUCAGACUGCACGAGUAUGGCCAUCAUGAGUUCCAAUAAGGUUUUGGCGCAUCGUUAUAACGCCGUGGGGUAUGCGCGUGUGCCUUUCGCGCGCUCGCUCGGCGUGUCGCGCGGUCUCUUCGUGCGAGAUGGGCAACUCUCGCGACGUGAUUCCACCGGCUCCGCUGAGGCUCUCAGCAUGACUGCCGCCCGACGCCGCCCCACGGCGGGCCGCUUAAGCGCCCCUGAAGAACGCGGCCCUACGCGGGAGGGCGGUGCGCCGGAGCCUCCCUCGGCCAAUAACGGCUUCGGUGCAGAA